CCACAUCGAUAAACAUUACUAUACGCAACAACGCCAAACCAGCACAAUCUUUUCCUUUCCUUUUGGUAAGAGAGAGAAAAUAUCUACACAUACAUACACUCAUCAUCCGGAUCAGCACAACUACCUCCACCACCACAACCACCACCGCUUCCGCCGCCUCCGUCGAGUAUUUUCCCGGCGACUCAUAAAUUUCUCCGGCGAGAUGGACCGACUCGAUAUUAUCAUCGAUAAAAAUAGUAAUAAUAACAAUAAUAAUACAAAAAAUGCAAAAAAAGGGUUGAUGCAAAUGCAAUGGACCAACGAAAAACAUUCCAAUUUCUUGAGAUUUAUGGAAGCCAGUUUUGUACGGAAUUUGAUGGAGGGAGCCACCACCGCCAACGACACCGCCACCACCACCACCACCGCCGCCGCCACGAACAGUCGUCAAUCUCAUCUUCUUCAUCCUGUUCAUCCAAGGCUUGACCGUUUCAUCCCUGAUAUUUCCGAGUCUACCCUUGAUUCUUCAAAUCGAUCAGCACAUUCUUCGGUUCGAGUGAGCAGGACUUGUAACAGGCAAAAAGGAAGAGCGAUUAUUCGUCCUUAUAAAAUGUCACAUGAUCAGGUGGUCCCACAAGUGGUCCCACAACUAGAGGACAUAUCAGGUGACAAGGGAGUGUAAUGCAAGUCCACCUUACAACUGAUGUUCUACAACCCACCGGAAAACUGCCCCACCCCUUCAAUGAAACGUUGAAAUUGAAACCCAAGCAAAAGCAAAAUGCAAAUGCGACUAAAGUUAGAUUAGUAGUAGUAGUAGUACAUUACAAAAUUUACAACAUUAAGUUCUUGGAUAUUUAUCCUCUAGAUCUUUUUUCCUAACUCAUCAUUUUUUAUUUUUGUGUUUAUCACUUCUGACACGAUGAAUUACUCGUAUUCUUAUAUUUUGUCUUUUCUGUUGUUUAUCGAAGAUUUAUCAAAGAAAAGAGGGAUUUUAUA
Molecule: messenger RNA, 972 nt
Organism: Spinacia oleracea (spinach)
Lineage: Eukaryota; Viridiplantae; Streptophyta; Magnoliopsida; Caryophyllales; Amaranthaceae
Exons: 3
Coding region: 203-658 (151 amino acids)
Source: RefSeq, a predicted model, not a curated record